GCCCCGCCACGGUGGGCUGUACAGGCUGGUGACGCCCGGACGACGUGAGACAGGCGGCAGAGCAGCCUCAGGUGGUGCGCCAGCGACGCUGUCUGGGGACAGACACGGACGGCGAGGACAGACGCGGUGAGCAGAUCGGUGAGCAGCAGCAGACGCCGUUGUCGUCAUGGGGUCCUCUCACCGAGGCACUCUCCAGCUGGCGUUCACAGUCCUCAGCGUGGUCGUCUUCGCUGUGGUGCUGUUCUUCAACUUCGCGGCCGGCUCCACGUCUCUAGGCAUUUUCAACCAAUCAACGGGUAACGUGUCGGACAAGUACCAAGUGUUCCUUACGCCACCUGGCUGGACUUUCAUCAUAUGGGGCGUCAUCUACAGCUGGAUGGCCGUCGCUCUCAUCUACGCGCUGAGCCAGCUGUGUAGGCGGACGGCGGCCGGCCCGGUCUACCUCAACCCGGCCACGCUCACCUCGCCCUUCUGGUUCUUCUUCAUCGUCAACCAGGCGCUCAACGUCGGCUGGCUCUUCAUCUGGGACCGGGAGCUGCUGACGGCGUCCGCCGUGGUCCUCUGCAUCGUGAUGAUCACCAACUGGCUGGUGAUGCUCAUCCUCCACAGAAGCCUGUACCUGUGCCGGGUGUCGCCCGAGCCGCCGACGCCGCGCGAGGUGUGGCUGCUGCGCCUCUGCGUGCACAACGGCCUGGCCGUGUACACCACCUGGACCACAGUGGCCGCUCUGAUCUCCAUCGACGUGGCACUCGUCUACGUGGGCGAGGCAUCUGACGAGCUGGUGACCUCGCUGCUGGCCGGACUGCUGGCCGCCGGCGCGCUGGCCUGGCUGCUGCUGGAGCUGACCGUGCUGGACAAGUACACCCGCUGGACCAUCAGCCCCGGCUUCGCGCUGCUCUGGGCGCUGACUGGCGUGUUUCAGAACAACUACUGGCGAGCCCCAGGCAGCACGCCGGCAAUGGUGGCCACGGCGCUGGGCGUGGCGUGCGUCACGCUGGCCGUGCGGCUGGCCGUGCUGGGCGUGCGCGUGCUGCGCGAGCGUGGCCGGGGCCAGAUGACCGUCUCCCUGCACAAGAUGUCCUCGCGCUAGUGCAGCCCGACCAGCCGGCCACGGCGCCGGGCUCGUCCCCGUCCGCCACGGCGCCGGUCAGAGGAGCGACGCCGGCUGGGUAGCGCGUGAUGUACGUGUUUGUCCUCCGAAGUGUCCCGACCGCGUCUACGGACCCGCCGACCGCGCCGGGGUCAGCCCCCCGCCCAUGGAGCGUCCGGUGGCUCAGUCACGCUCCCCCUGACUGGCGAGCGAGGAGCCCGGGCGGCGGAUCCAGCCGUGGCGAGAGGGCGCGGAGGGGCGGCCGCAGCGAACCGUCGGGUCGGGGCUUCUCUCCGCGGGGGUCGGCUGGAACGCGCCGUCCCCCGUGCUUCGCUUAUGUUCCUCAGACACGGGGAACAGCCCUCGGGCCACAAAUCGCCGAAUCCGGAGCUACAUUGCUGAUGUAAAAACGCCUAAUUGACACGGCCGCCCCCUGUUAAGUCCCUGGCAAGAUGAGGCGGACGCCACAUGCCAUGCCAUCGCCAAAGGAUGGGAGCGGCGCCGCAUGUCCCCGCCUCCCGACACAGCCGGCAGGGCGUCACGUUGUGUCGCCGGGCGAUCCUGUGUCGUCCGGCCGGGCAGGGUUUAGCGUCUCGUUGCUGACAGACUCGCGAGGGUCAGAUGAGGCCAGCCCCUGGACAUCGUUCGCCAGUGAAACCCGCCUUGUAACCUGUACGAUAUCUGCGGCGUUGGAGAUGGAUUUACAGCUUAUAAAUACAAAACACGAAACACGCAUCGU
This is a messenger RNA of Pollicipes pollicipes, 1829 nucleotides long. RefSeq lists its product as uncharacterized. The record is from RefSeq and is a predicted model, not a curated record. NCBI's taxonomy places the organism in Eukaryota, Metazoa, Arthropoda, Thecostraca, Pollicipedomorpha, Pollicipedidae. The transcript has 7 exons. Bases 167 to 1090 code for a protein of 307 amino acids.